AGCCUCCCACGACGAGUUGCUCGUGGGCUGCAGGGUGGAGUGGUGGACUCCACCAUUUCAGACCGUAAAGGAGCGUGCGCUCUAGUUGGGCACAAACCAAACCUGCAACAACCACACAGCUGAAGUCCGAAGAAGCAUGGGCGGUUUUACUUCUGAGGAAAUGUGUCAAAGGAAAUAUAUUUUAGUAGCACUACCAGCGAAAGGUCUUCUACGUGUGCUGUCUUACUUCACGCAGGGCUCUAUUCGCCGCCGCGCUCAGAACCACCGUCCGAUAGUAGCGGAAGCAGAACCCAGAAUUCUACGCCUCAUUCCGCGCGCGGGACGAAGCAGUUCUCGAAACAGGCCGAAGGGAGAACUUUCCGUUCGGGGGAGGGAUUCCCGCGUUCUCCGUGAAGCCCGGCAGGCAGCCGCUGGUAUCUGCAGAGCGCAUGCGCCCCGCAGCUCAGUUGGCCGGUAGUUGCCUCAGUUAUCAAGAGAGGGCGCACGGGGGAGCGUUGAUAGAGCUCCUGAGAACUAAAACCAGGCCGGCGAGACGCGGGUCGAUUACACUCCGCAGCUGAGAACAAGUGUCAACGUCGACCCCACCCCCUCACCACCACGCCCCGCUGUUGUCUUGAAGAGAGGAAAGGUGUUCGGUGAACGAAAACGACUAAGAAGGCGGUGGACUCCUAGAAAAGGAAAUUGCCCGAGGGGAAUGACCGGGCAGGAAAAGGGGAGACCACAGUCUGGAUCGCGAAUCGUAGCAGGAGUGUUGUCUGGCGUGCAGAAGAGAAAAGGCGGGUACGCCGGCUGGCAGGGGCUGCUGCCAACCCGUGAGCGCUCGUCCUAGAGGUACGGCGGGUCGAACAUGGAGCGAAGUGGGGACAGCCAUCGGGCGAACCAGCUGGCGAGUGCUGCUGCCCGCGGAGAUUUGGAGACAGUCGAGAGGCUGCUGGAGAGCGGGGCGGACCCCAAUGCCGCCAACGUCUUCGGCCGGACCCCAAUCCAGGUUAUGAAGAUGGGAAGCCCCAAAGUGGCGGAACUGCUGUUGCAGAGAGGAGCAGAUCCCAACAGGCCAGACCCCUCCACGGGUGCAACACCAGCACACGAUGUGGCCCGUGGGGGAUUCCUGGACACUUUGAAGAUCCUGUACCACUGGGGGGCUCGCUUUGAUCAGUUGGACAGAUGGGGCCACUUCCCACUAGACUUGGCAAGAGAGAAUGGGCAAAAUCACGUGGUUGAUUUCUUACAAGAAUUCUCUGGUUGAAACUUUUUAAUGGAGUACAUGAAGAAUCAGUAUAAAGAAUGGAGUGGGAAAUGCCCCUGAAAAGGAAUGCAAAGAACAGCAGUAAAGACUAUGCUGGCCUGAAACUGUCGGACAGGCCUGGUACAGCAUUCAUGCUAGAUGUCCUUUUUUUCUCAAGACUCAUGGAAAGAUUAGAAUUCUCUAGCUCUUUCAGAAUGAAACUGGGGUUUUCUAUUUUUUCAUGCUACCCUCAUAAAAGACACUACCUGCA
Molecule: messenger RNA, 1496 nt
Organism: Candoia aspera
Lineage: Eukaryota; Metazoa; Chordata; Lepidosauria; Squamata; Candoiidae
Product: cyclin-dependent kinase 4 inhibitor B-like
Exons: 2
Coding region: 848-1246 (132 amino acids)
Biological process (GO): regulation of G1/S transition of mitotic cell cycle; regulation of cyclin-dependent protein serine/threonine kinase activity; negative regulation of cell population proliferation
Cellular component (GO): nucleus; cytoplasm
Molecular function (GO): cyclin-dependent protein serine/threonine kinase inhibitor activity; protein kinase binding
Source: RefSeq, a predicted model, not a curated record